This is a messenger RNA of Argentina anserina (silverweed cinquefoil), 956 nucleotides long. Its product is annotated as proliferating cell nuclear antigen-like. Gene Ontology annotation, biological process: leading strand elongation; mismatch repair; translesion synthesis. Gene Ontology annotation, molecular function: DNA polymerase processivity factor activity; DNA binding. The record is from RefSeq and is a predicted model, not a curated record. The transcript is spliced from 4 exons. Gene Ontology annotation, cellular component: PCNA complex. Lineage: Eukaryota; Viridiplantae; Streptophyta; Magnoliopsida; Rosales; Rosaceae. The coding region runs from base 165 to 956 and encodes 263 amino acids.
UGUAUUAUUGUCAAACUCAAACUUCAAAGGAGGCUUGCCAUCCAAGCUAUUAUUGUCGCACUAUAUAUGAACCCUCACCCUCCCUCCAGUUCUCAAAACCCUAGCCUCUGUCUGACUCUGUCUCAAGUCUCAACAAGUUUUCCCACCUCUGCUCGCCGGCAACCAUGAUGGAGCUCCGAUUGGUUCAGGGCUCUCUACUCAAGAAGGUCAUCGAGUCCAUCAAGGACCUCGUCACCGACGCCAAAUUCGACUGCACCUCUACCGGCUUCUCCCUCCAGGCCAUGGACUCCAGCCACGUCGCCCUCGUUGCUUUGCUUCUAAGAGCUGAAGGGUUUGAGCACUACCGCUGUGAUCGCAACAUCUCUAUGGGUAUGAACCUUGGUAACUUGUCCACGGUGCUCAAGGGCGCUGACAACGAUGACAUCAUCACUCUCAGGGCUGACGAUGAUGGUGAUACUGUCACCUUCAUGUUUGAGAACCCCACCGAUGAAGACAGAAUUACGGAUUUUGAGAUGAAGUUGAUGGAUAUCGACAGCGAGCAUCUUGGAAUCCCAGAGGUAGAAUACGAUGCUAUUGUUAGGAUGCCAUCUGCUGAAUUUACCAAGAUUUGCAAGUACUUCUGUAGCUUUGGUGAUACUGUUGUGAUAUCUGUGACAAAGGAAGGUGUCAAGUUCUCUACAAGUGGGGAUAUGGGCACUGGUGAUAGACGGUAUAAGCAGAAAAAUACUGUUGACAAGCCUGAAGAAGCAACAAUCAUAGAGAUGAAUAAGCCAGUUUCAUUGUCAUUUGGACUGAGGUACAUGAACUCCUUCACAAAAGCAUCCUCCUUGUCAAACACAGUUACUAUCAGCCUCUCCUCGGAACUACCAGGAUUGGUUGAGUACAAGAUUGCUGAGAUGGGAUACAUAAGGUUCUACUUGGCUCCAAAGAUGAUAGAGGAUGAUGAACGAGUUUGA